Melanotaenia boesemani (Boeseman's rainbowfish) is the source of this 1248-nucleotide messenger RNA. RefSeq lists its product as uncharacterized. The record is from RefSeq and is a predicted model, not a curated record. Gene Ontology annotation, molecular function: cysteine-type peptidase activity. Bases 11 to 1222 code for a protein of 403 amino acids. Gene Ontology annotation, biological process: proteolysis. The transcript is spliced from 9 exons. NCBI's taxonomy places the organism in Eukaryota, Metazoa, Chordata, Actinopteri, Atheriniformes, Melanotaeniidae.
UAUUGUGGCCAUGCAGGGAAAGAGUGCUGACCUUCAAGAUCAGAAAGGAGUGAUCUAUCCAAGGAUCAAUGUUGACCAGCUGAAGCUCACCUUUGACCCCGUCCCCAGAGUUCCACACAAAAAUCUUAGGAACCAACCAACUCCCCCCACAGCUCCAGCUCCCCAACCACCAGCUCCAACUCCUACACCUUCCUCAGUUCCAGCUACCCCACCAUCAGCUCCAGCUACCCCACCAUCAGCUCCAGCUACCCCACCAUCAGCUCCAAUUCCUCCACCAUCAGCUCCAGCUCCAGCUCCGACACCCUCCGCAGCUCCAGCUACCCCACUUUCAGCUCCAACUGCCUCCGCAGCUCCAGCUCCUCCACCAUCAGCUCCAGCUCCAACUUCUCCUGCAGCUCCAGCUCCCCCAUCGCCUGCUUUCACUCCCAGACACACAAAAACUGUAGCAGAGAAGUACGUCAGAGAUGCCUGGGCUGGAAAUGUUUCCCAUGUCCUCCUGUCCAAAGUGGGGGCAUACAAAAUGUUUUAUUGGGACAUAUCCCAAAUUGGACCAAAUAUGGAGAUGGAAAGUGAGGCUAUCAAUGCAUACAUGUCAAUCAUUGUGAGGGAUCACAACGCCCAAAACACACAAAAAGCAGCUGUGAUUGACUCUUUUGCAAUGACGGCAAUAUGGCAAGGAAAAUCCUCAAGAAUUAAGAUCAAACCCCUGGACUACCACAUUCUUUUGGGGAUCAUAAAUCAAAACCAUCACUGGAUAUUGGCGGCUAUCUAUCCACAUGAAAAAAGAUCCCUGCUAAUGGGUCCUCUGGGAGAGUCCAAACAAAAUAUAAAGCGAUGUUUGGAGAGAACAAGGGCUUUCCUUAGAAACAAGGGAUGCAAUGUGUCAAGGUGGACAUGUGACACAGUCGAACACCCCUUCCAAACAGAUGGCACCUCAUGUGGAGUGUUUUCACUGAAGUUUGCAGAAAAAAUCCUACAAAAUGAGAGAAUUCAUUUCAGUGCUACCCAACAGGCCAUCAACAGAUACAGGAUGGAAAUAGCUGUCACUCUCCUCCUACAGACUGAUGACCUAAAUGACUUGUGCUUCUAUUGUGGGACAAAGGAGCAUGAGACAGACAUUGACUGGAUCCAGUGUGAUAUUUGUCUGCGGUGGUUUCACCAGACCUGUGUAGGAAGCCCAUCACCACAGGAAACUUUUGUUUGCCCAGCUUGUGUUCACUGAAAAGUGAAGGGGGAUGAGCUGCUCUC